CUGGGUUCCCUGGGCGCUGGGAGGGCGGGGGCUGGGAGCCCGGACGCCUGGGUUCCCUGGGCGCUGGGGAGCCCGGACGCCUGGGUUCCCUGGGCGCUAGCAGGGCGUUCCCCCCACACCCCCAAGGGGAAGCUGACUCCGAAAAGAGCCCCGGUGACUCAUCGCUUUGCCUGGGGCAGUUUCGGUUUCCCCGGGAACGAGGAACCGGCCCCCGCCCCCGCAGAUGGCAAGUGACCGACCCUCAGCCCUCCCUGGCGCCGCCCCCGAGAGCUCUCACAGCGCCGGGGAGCAGAUAAGGAGACACCAACCAGCCGGGAGACGAGCUAUCUGCACACAACAGAGGGGAAACUGAGGCACACAGCCAGGGAGAAACUUAACUGCAGUCACGUGGUGGCCAUGAUGGCCCCCCAAGAUUUCCAAACCUUCGUCUUCUUCGACCUGGAGACCACCGGCCUGCCCCCGGACCGCCCCCGCAUCACGGAGCUGUCUCUCUUCGCCCUGCACCGCCACUCCCUCCUGCAGUGCCCGCCGCAGGACGCCCCCGCCCCCCGGCUGCCCCGCGUCCUGGACCAGCUCACCCUGUGCAUCGACCCCCAACAGCCCUUCACCCCGGAAGCCGCCCGCAUCACGGGACUGAGCCAGCAGGACCUGGAGGAGAACGGGAAGCGGGGCCUGGACCGGGCCGUGGCUCAGGCCCUGGGCGGGUUCCUAGCCCGCCAAGCCCCCCCGCUCUGCCUGGUGGCCCACAACGGCUGGAGCUACGACUUCCCCCUGCUGCGGACGGAGCUGGCGCGCGUUGGGGCCGAGCUGCCCCCCGCCACCGGCUGCCUGGACACACUGCAGGCCAUGAAGGAGCUGGGUCUGGGGGGUCAGGGGGGGUACAGCCUGGGGGCGCUCUUCCGGGGGCUCUUCGGGAGGGACCCCGACGGGGCCCACUCGGCUGAGGGAGACGUCCGCACCCUUAUCGCCAUCUUCCUCGCCAGGGCGCCACAGUUGAUGAGCUGGGCGGCGGGGAAGGCCCGGGCCUGGGGGGACGUGACCCCCAUGUACCUCCCCACCACGCAGUGAGCGUCUUGGACUGGGAGGGGAGUGGGGUCGGAGCCAGGAUGCCUGGGUUCUCUCCCCGGCUCUGGGAGGGGAGGGGGUCUGGUGGUUAGAGCAGUGGGAGCUGGGAACCAGGACACCUGGGUUCUCUCUCUGG
Molecule: messenger RNA, 1201 nt
Organism: Chrysemys picta bellii (western painted turtle)
Lineage: Eukaryota; Metazoa; Chordata; Testudines; Emydidae
Product: three prime repair exonuclease 2
Biological process (GO): DNA catabolic process
Cellular component (GO): cytoplasm
Molecular function (GO): nucleic acid binding; 3'-5'-DNA exonuclease activity
Source: RefSeq, a predicted model, not a curated record